CUGCCAAAAUUGACAUUCUUAACGAUGGCUAUGAUAAAAUUGUCUGUCAUUCUUGACGAUGGCUGUGAUUCUCUCUCUCUCUCUCUCUCUCUCUCUCUCUCUACACUUUGAAUUCACUGCAAAACCCUAAUGGAUUUGGAGUAUGAAUCGUACCCAGUGUACCAAGAUUUAGUGGCUCUUCCAUUCUUCAUCCUUUUCUUCCCCUCACUUCAUUUCAUUCUCUACCGAUUUGUCUUCGAGAAAAUAGCUAGAAGACUAAUUUUGGGAAAGGGACAUGGAAAGCAGGAUGGUGAAACAUAUUUGAGGAGGAAGAAACUCAAUAAGUUCAAAGAGUCAGCUUGGAAAUGUCUUUAUUCUCUAUCUGCUGAGCUUUUGGCUCUUUAUGUUACCUACAAUGAACCCUGGUUCACCAACACAAGAUGCUUUUGGCUAGGCCCUCAAGAUCAGGUUUGGCCUCAUCAGAAAAUGAAAUUGAAAUUGAAGGGAUUGUACAUGUAUACUGGUGGAUUCUACAUAUACUCUAUAUUCACUUUGUUUUUCUGGGAAAUAAGACGUUCAGACUUUAAGGUGUCGAUGGCUCAUCAUGUAUCAACUGUCAUUCUCAUUGUGUUGUCUUACAUAUUGAGGUUUGGUCGAGUUGGUGCGAUUGUUUUAAUUCUCCAUGAAGGAAAUGAUGUGUUUUUACAAAUUGGGAAGAUGUCUAAAUACAGUGGCUUUGAAAAGAUUGCAAGCAUUUCUUUCUUUCUUUUUGUUUUGUCUUGGCUUAUACUUCGUAUGAUAUAUUAUCCAUUCUGGAUACUUUGGAGUACAAGCUAUGAAGUUCUGUCCAUCUUCGACAUAGGAAAGCAGAUGCCCAAUGGAAUUCUAUAUUAUUGUGUGUUUAACUUUCUUCUAUUCGGCUUGCUUGUUUGCCACGUGUAUUGGUGGAGGCUUAUGUUCCGAAUGCUCAUAGAGCAAAUACAAAACAGAGGCCAGAUUGGUGAUGAUGUUCGAUCUGAUUCCGAAGAUGAUAAUGAGCAUGAAGAUUGACCAUUAAAGAGUCUGAAUGAUACAACAUUCGCUUGUUCAAGCAGAUAUAUGGUUACGCAUCAAUGAAGGGAUGAAACAUCUAUGUGUUAGCACUUUCAUAUCCAUUUGUAAUGUAAGUUCAAACUAUUUGAACUACUUGUGGUGAUAAGAAGUCUUCUUCCCAUCAAAGGAGUACGUAUUCCUGAAUCCGAAACCAAUGAUGAGGUAGAAAAUAAUUUAUAUAAUAACCGGGAACUGCGAAUAUGUAUGGACCUAACAAAUUGUUUGCUUUUUAUCAGAUAUAGUUCAUCAUCACAGUUUUUGUUUCUCACCACUAAUCACUGAAGAUUGGCUGUUAGAAUCUUGUGAUUCACGAUUCGAUUUAUAUGAUUUGAUACGAAUUUCGAUCAAAA
Messenger RNA from Camellia sinensis, 1421 nucleotides. Its product is annotated as ASC1-like protein. Gene Ontology annotation, cellular component: endoplasmic reticulum; membrane. The record is from RefSeq and is a predicted model, not a curated record. Lineage: Eukaryota; Viridiplantae; Streptophyta; Magnoliopsida; Ericales; Theaceae. Gene Ontology annotation, biological process: ceramide biosynthetic process. Gene Ontology annotation, molecular function: sphingosine N-acyltransferase activity.